Molecule: messenger RNA, 1561 nt
Organism: Hevea brasiliensis (rubber tree)
Lineage: Eukaryota; Viridiplantae; Streptophyta; Magnoliopsida; Malpighiales; Euphorbiaceae
Exons: 2
Coding region: 167-1216 (349 amino acids)
Biological process (GO): regulation of transcription by RNA polymerase II
Cellular component (GO): SAGA complex
Molecular function (GO): transcription coactivator activity
Source: RefSeq, a predicted model, not a curated record
AAGAAGCUUCGAAAGACCCUCGUUUUUUCCUGCUUCACUAGCCCUAAUAUCUCUCACUCCACUCUCCCUGUUGAAAAAAACAAGAGAGCUACUGAUUCAUAAUUUGCACUCAAUAAUACAGUGAAGCCUCUACCAAAUUCAAUUAGUGAGGAGUUUUGAAACUAAAAUGCCAGCAGCUAGGCAUUUUGCCCGGAUAGGCACAUUAGAGCUAAAAUUGCAGAUUGAGAAGAAGCUUGGUCAUCUAAAAGCCCAGAAGUACUUUGAUCUCCUCUCAAAGUUUCUGAGUAUUAAGAUUAGCAAAUCUGAUUUUGAUAGACUUUGCAUUGGUACAAUAGGGAGGGAAAAUGUACGACUUCAUAACCACCUCCUCAGAUCAAUUAUAAAAAAUGCACAUUUCUCCAGGACUCCCCCGCCAAAGGAGAGCAAAGCUAAAGGCGCUUUAAGUGUCAAAGUGCCUAAUGGGUAUCAAAAAAGUAGUCUUCAAUCCCUAUGCAGGGAUUUUCUCCAAUCUCCUUGUAAGGGGAGGUCAGUUCUUAGUGAACGCAAGUUUAGAGAUCGUCCUAGCCCUCUUGGCCCUCAUGGGAAGAGCCAUACUAUUGCAUUUGAAGAUUCAAUCCCUAAAAACCAAGAACAGAGUACCACUGAGCUGCUUUCUUUGGUCAGCAAACCCCCUGGCUCUGUGGAGGAUGGAGAAGAGGUUGAUCAGGCUGCUGGAAGCCCCAGCAUUUAUAGUAGGAGCCCUGUUAGAGCUCCUCUUGGCAUCCCCUUGAACAGUAAAGGGGCACGAAAAGUACUGUGUAAUCGCUUGGCAUCUUCUUAUCAUAUGGGGACCUGUCAGAAUAGUGGUGAAUUACCUGAUUCCAAUUCUUUAAGAAAGAGGUUGGAGCAGAAGUUGGAGAUGGAAGGAAUAAAAGUUUCAGUUGAUUGUGCUGAUUUGUUAAAUAACAGCCUCGAUGUUUACUUGAAGAGAUUGAUAAAACCCUGUAUGGGUUUAGCUGGUUCAAGAUCUGGAGGGAAACAUACAAGCCAAGGACAAAUUUGUUCCAUAUCUGGUUUGAAUGGGGUGUGGCCUGUGAGAUAUUUUCAAAAACCCAGCAGGUCCAUUGCAGUGUCCAUGUUAGAUUUUCAGCUUGCAAUGGAACUAAACCCUCAGAUUCUUGGAGAAGAUUGGCCAAUGCAACUUGAAAGGUUUUUAUUUCGUGCAUCAGAAGAAUGAAAUAGAACAUUUGUGCAAGAUUUGGUGGGAUGGGAAGUUUAGUUUCAAAUAUAUUGUGAAUUAAUACUGUUACAGGAUCCACUCUAAUGAGAUGUUGAGCACACUGUUUUCGUGACAACUGUGAAGUACAUAAAUAGUAGAAGUCAUGGGAAGUUUUGGAUCAAGUUGAUGAGACUGUAUAUAGGCCUUUGGACUGAUUAUUUCCAGGGUGUGACAUGGUAGUAUAAAUACAUUGACGUUGUAAAAAUCUAGCUGUCCAAAUUGGUCAGUUUUCUGCUCCAACUGACCCUAUAGUUUGUUUGUUCAAUUUAUUAACUUUGUAAAUAAAGCUUACAUUUGCAAUUA